Messenger RNA from Sphaeroforma arctica JP610, 1335 nucleotides. RefSeq lists its product as hypothetical. The record is from RefSeq and is a predicted model, not a curated record. Bases 1 to 1335 code for a protein of 444 amino acids. NCBI's taxonomy places the organism in Eukaryota, Ichthyosporea, Ichthyophonida. The transcript has a single exon.
AUGUCCGAGCCCAUCGACUGCACUCGACCCAGAUCCAGUCGUUCCACAACCCCCGAACUCCCCCCUGCCGAGGAAGCCCUCGGUCAGCUCACCCAGCGGUCUCUCUCGGGUACAUCGUUCCCGGGCACACCAAGCAAGUGUCAGACGGUCUGGACUCCACGCCUGACCCCGAAGCGUUUACGGCCGGCCUCCGCGUCCUCGUGCAUUGCGAAUGCGAUCCGCGCGUCCCAGCCGCACAUUGCCAUACAGCGGCUCGCCCCCGGCGGUACACCGGUGCCCCAGAGCAUGCUGCCCACCCUCAGAGCCGUGCUGAACCACCGGGCCUUUGCCUUCUUCUUUGCCGCCCGUGCCCGCGGCUACUACGCGUCCGCCACGGCCGCGGAGCUGGACUCCGUCUACACGGCCAGUGUCGCCGUUGUGACGCAGUACUAUCCUAUAGAACCCGAUCGCCAAAUCGCCGCUGAGAUCUACGCAAACAACCGCCCACUGGGCGAUACGACGCAGCUCCCCAAGCUCCCCGGGGCCCUGCUGCCCUACCUACACAUGUCCAGCCACGACCUGGACGCGGACCUCAGAGUCCCGUAUCUCUACCGCCGCCUGCUUACCAUGAACACGCCCGCAGAGUGGGAGGCUGUGGUGCGAGAGUCGCUGGUCCUGUUUGAGGAGCAUGCCAUGCUGGCGGAGCUCUGGAGCACGGUGCUCGCGGCCCCCGCCCACGACGCGUUCGUUACCCCCGCCUGGACAGCCGUUAUCGCGGCCCCCGACCAUCGCCUUGUGCUGCUGUUCCAGAAGGCCGAUCUCGACAACAACCGCAUCCUGCUGCAGCUGGGCCGCAUAGCCGUGGCCACGGGGUGCCCCUUCUAUGUCCUGUGGUACACGCGUUACCGAGACCUGCCGCUCCCCAGCUAUCUGGCGCUGACGACGAUCGAGGGCCUGGACAAGGUGCUCUGCUUCUGCGCGUACCUUGACCCGAGCCAGGACAGGUGGGCGGACGAGGUCUACAUGGAUCCCGUGACGCCGGGCGAUCGGGAGAAACUGUCCGACAUUGGCGUCUUUGUCAGAAAUUCUGUUCACGGAACAAACCCCUACGUAUCGCUGUGCCCCCUGGACAGGCGGACCUGGGAUGGCCGGAAAAUGGACCUGCUCGCCACCUGCCGCCGCUUUGGCCCGGCGGUCAGAAACACAAUCGCUGUCCCACCCAGCUACGAGAAGCUCAUGGAGAUGUUUGUGCUCCCCGAGACGGACGCCGACUGGCACACGUGCAUUGACGAGCUGGGGCGCUUUUUGAUGAACACGUGGCACUUUAGGCAGUAUGUAGAAAAAUUACCUUGGUAA